AAGCGUGUGCUUCUCUGACUUGAAGAGACGUUUUCUUCUUCACCCGAUACAUAUAAAAUCCACAAGCAGCACAAAAGGAGACGUUUCGAUUCUUCAACCCAUUCCUUCCUCUCUGCUCCAACUCUUCCUUCAAUCACACACCCAGAAUCUCUCUCUCUCUCUCUCUCUCCAAGUUUGCUGCAAUGUCAGAGAAGAGGGAAGAGAGAGAGAUGAACGUGUACCUGGACGGGAUGAUAGAGUCCAUGCCUGUGUUCGCCAAGGAGCUGAUCGCCGGUGGCGUCGCCGGCGGGGUUGCAAAAACAGUGGUUGCGCCACUCGAGCGCAUCAAGAUUUUGUUUCAGACCAGAAGAGCAGAAUACCACAGCAUCGGGCUUUUUGGAUCCGUUAAGAAAAUUGCAAGGACAGAAGGGCCCAUGGGUUUCUACAGGGGAAAUGGAGCUAGUGUUGCAAGAAUUGUUCCAUAUGCAGCCCUCCAUUAUAUGACCUAUGAGCAGUACCGCAGAUGGAUUAUUCUCGCCUAUCCUGACGUUGGGCGGGGACCUGGUCUUGAUCUUGUGGCAGGAUCUUUUGCUGGAGGAACAGCUGUGCUUUUUACUUAUCCUCUUGAUUUGGUUCGCACAAAGUUGGCCUAUCAGGUUGUUGGUUCACAGAAGUUAAAUGCUCAAGGGGUACUGAAUUCUCAACAAAUAUAUAAAGGAAUUCUCGAUUGUUUCUCAAUGACUUACAGAGAGGCUGGACUUAGAGGCCUCUACCGUGGCGUUGCUCCGUCGCUUUAUGGGAUCUUCCCAUAUGCCGGUUUGAAGUUUUACUUCUACGAGGAGAUGAAGCGCCAUGUCCCUCCGGAGCACAAGAAGAGUAUUGUGUUCAAACUCGUAUGUGGUUCUGUUGCUGGUGUAUUAGGCCAGACUUUUACGUAUCCCCUUGAUGUGGUGAGGAGGCAGAUGCAGGUUCAAAGAAUCAUGGUAUCCAGCAGCCCAGAGAUGAAAGGAACAAUCGAAACCCUUGUUAUGAUCGCUCAAAAGCAAGGAUGGAAGCAAUUGUUUUCAGGACUUAGCAUCAAUUACUUGAAGGUCGUACCAUCUGUGGCAAUCGGGUUCACAGUUUACGAUAUAAUGAAGUCCUGCCUUCGAGUUCCAUCAAGGGACGAAGCUGAAGCUGUGAGAAAAGUGGUAACCAACAAAAGAAGUACCCAUCCAUCCUCCCUUGACUCCUAGUUACAUUUUCUUUCGGAAUUUUAACUUCAAACAAAAGUCCUACACAAUGAUUCGGAGCUUUUCCUUCCCUUCUAAAUCGUGAAUUAGGUUGACUUGUUGUACCAACCAUACCAUUUUCAGCUGUACAUUUCAUUCUUUGAAGCUGAAUAAUAGUCCAUCAGUAGGUUAAACCCUUCCCUUAGACAUCGUAGAAGCUCUAGUUCCACCGAUUAAGGUAGGAGAAAUCGUCGAUUAGACUACUUUGUACAAGAGGUAUCCAAACAGGGCAAUGUAUACUUAGGAUAGAAGAUUCUCAUUCAAUUGAAUAAUAAGCUUCGAGAUGAGUUUAAGCA
Messenger RNA from Pyrus x bretschneideri (Chinese white pear), 1546 nucleotides. Its product is annotated as mitochondrial carrier protein CoAc2. Lineage: Eukaryota; Viridiplantae; Streptophyta; Magnoliopsida; Rosales; Rosaceae. The coding region runs from base 183 to 1214 and encodes 343 amino acids. The transcript has 7 exons. Gene Ontology annotation, biological process: transmembrane transport. Gene Ontology annotation, cellular component: mitochondrial inner membrane. The record is from RefSeq and is a predicted model, not a curated record.